UGUUGACAGAGGGCAGGCAGGGAAGGGAAAGAGGGUUCAGACCAGAAGGCUGAGACUCCAGGGGCCUGGCAGUCAGAACAACGGAGCAUCACGGCACAGCAUGAGCGAGGGCGGUGGGAGCACAAGAAGACCCCCUCUUCUCUCGCAGGGCCAGCCCCCAGGCAGAGGGAACAGCAGGAGUGGGUCUGUGCAAGGUCUGGGCCCCCCCAUCUCACGGGGCCGGCCCCCAGGCAGAGGGAACGGCAGGAGCGGGUCUGUGCAGGGUCUGGGUCCGGAGAAGGCUGGACAGGGAGCCCAUGUGGAUGCAGGGGAUUCAGGGCUCUCUCCUGCGAGGACCUGCCCGCCACGCGGUGUUCUCCGCAGUACUACGCAGUGGAUAUUUGGGGCAUUUUCUAAGUCUGUCACUUGAGGGUAGAGAUGUUUUUAUUAUAAAAUAAACACGGAGCAGACUGCAAACCGGAGAAUUUUGAACAUAAAACUCAAGGCUUUAAGGAAUGCUUCACUCCCAACUGAAUGCAGAGCCCUUCAGAGCUUGUCCGUGGAGAAGUUUGGGGGAGCACCACCAGGCAGCAGGGACCCAGAGGGACGGCAAGUUCAGCUUUGCAGGUUAUGGCCCUGGGGCACCCCAUGUGGGUGGGAGGCCUCCAGAAAGGGUCCUCUGAGCUGGGCCUUGAUGUACGCUGGGGUUUCAAUAGGCUGAACGUUUCCAAGGAUCUUGCUGGGAAUCGUUACUUCGUAUUGUCCUACUGGGAGCUGCUCUCCCCCUCACGAUGCCUUCACGCCCUUGGACACCUUCCUCCGAGGUUAGCAACGCCUGCCAUCCCUGUCCACUCAGGCUUGGGUUUCCCAGUCCCCAUCCUUUUAACCUGCGGCCUGUUUGUGCCCUUGUGUUUAGGUGAGUCUGUGCAAAUAGGAUAGAGCUAGACUGUGGGGUUGAUUUUCAAAUGCAGUCUGACAAUCUCCAGGCAUAAACAGCGUGUGGGUGCGUGGGGGCAUGUGUGCGUGUGUGUGCGCGUCCUCGUCCCCCGGCUGACGUGGGGCCUGACACAGGAAACGUUUGCUGGGUGUGAGCUGAUCCCCACAAGGAGAAUGAAAACACUAGCAGGUGGACUGCGAGGUCUCGCUUACAGGUGAGGGAGGACACAUGACCCACUGGGCUUAGCCGGCCUGGGAAGCACCGCAGAGCCUCCAUGCCCCACGGCCAGGCUGUACCCGUGUUUCCGCCUGUGUGCUGGUUCCCUGAGCCCAAACCUCCAGUGUGGCUCCUGGUUCGACCCUGUGGCUCAGUCCCACACGGCUAAGCUGCAGGGCCGCUGGGCCGCAAGGAGCUGGCAGGAAGGCGUGGGGGCUGUGGACGUCAGCCAGGAGGCCGGCACGCAGGACGUCUGUGUUAGCUCCCCAGCGCUGCCACCGCACAAACCAGCACAAGUGGGCGGCUCAGAACAGCGCUCUAUUCACUCAGGUCUGGAGGCCACCAGUGUGGGACCAGGGUGCUGGCAGGCGCGCUCCCUGGGGAAGAGCCCUCCCUGCCGCCUCUAGCUUGCGGCGAUGCCCGCAGUGCUUGGCUGAUGUCCGACCUCUGUCCCCACCUUCGUGGCUCCUCUCCGCCAUGUGCCUCUCUGUCUUCACAGGGCCUCCUUAUGAGGACAUCAGCCUUUGGAUGUAGGACCAGGCCCAACUUUAACCCCAUCAACCUGCAGGGACCCUGUUUCCAAAUAAGGCUGCACCCCCAGGGUCUGGGGGUGCACUCUGCUGGCCUCCUUGGAGGCUCAGUCCUCCAAGCACGUGCUUUCAAGUAGGCUGUCAGCCUGGCGCCUUGCCCCACAGGGGUCGGCCGCCUCCUCCUCCUCCUGGCUCCCAGGCCCAGACCUCCUGUUCUGCUGGCUCCUUUCCUCCAGCACCUGGGGGGAAGCCACCCCCCUCCCUCACCGUCCUUGCGGCUUCCCGUGCUCACCCACCACAGCUGGUUGGCAAGAGCUGUCAACAUGGGCAGCCUGUCAUUUCUCACCUCCCAUCUUCUCCUCCAUAAUCUGGCUUUCCCCAUCUGGCACUUCCCAGGAGGUGGGGAUUCAGCCAGGGCAGCCCCACUGGGAUCCAUGCUCAGACCCAGUUUUCAGGGUCUGGAAGUCCCUGCGUUUGUUGGAGGCCAUCCGCCCUCGGCAACCUCCAGGUCUGAAGGGCCUCCGGCUCCUCUUAGAAGAAAGCAACUGUGGAAGGAGCGGGCCCUUAGCCAUCCCACAUUCCCAUCACCUGGCAGGUGGGCCAGACGGGCGCCCCUUCCCUACCGCAGCCUGAGGUGGCUCCUCCGUGCUGUGCCGUGGGCCUGGUGCGUCUGGUUCCCGACGGCGCUGAUGGAGAGGCCUGGCCCUCAUCUCUCAGGCAGGCCCGAUGCACUGCAGGGGUGCCGGAUGCGCAGGGAGGCAGGAGCCAAAACAGGCAGGGCGAGGGCUCGGGCACGUACACAGAGACCCCCCGAGGCUUCCCGGGGGGAGCGGGCGGGCAUUGAGGCAAGGUCUGGAUGUCUUCUGCUGGGGUCCCAGCACCUGGAGGCGACGGGAGGGGCACCUGGACCGGAAUCCUCCCUCCUGAGCCGCAAAGACGAAGUGCCAGACCGCUGGGGCCGGGCGGCGGGGGGUUGGGCAGGGGACGCGCUGCCCUGUUGGGUGGGGGCUGGGGAGGGAGUCGGCAGCGGCUCCGGGCCAGCGGGCCAGCCACGCACGCGCAAGGUGCGCUUCCGGCCCCCCCGCUCUGCCGCCCCUGGCCCGGGGUGGGGGGACGGCUUCACACCUUCGUCCCCCUGGAGGGGCUUCCGGGGUCUGAGGGUCCCCUCGCGCCUCUGCCCCUCGGACCAUCACCCCCGCCCGCCGCCCCCCAGCAUCUGACGCCGGGUCAGCCCGGCCUCCGGAACACCUGCUCUCUCCGCGCCUGGCUCCUCGGACGGACGAAGCUCUCCCGACGGGCCCUCUCCGAGCGUGUCCUCCGCCCUCUCGGCGCUGCGCGGAUGAGCCAAGGGCGGUUAAGGGUUUGGGCUUUGGUAUCCGAGCUGCGGAAGUUCCUGCCGCGCCCGGUCGGGGCUGGGCGACCGCGGGCAAUUCCCGAACCUCUCCCCAGACCGCGCGAGUCGCACGGUGCCCCUCGAAGCCCUCGGUCACUGCCCGCCCCCUGCUCCGCCCGCCCUGCCAGCUCUGGGGUUUCAUGUUGCGCUCAGAAAUCUCGUCCACGCCGCCCAUCUGUGCGUGGAUCUCCUCGUGUCCCUCUCGUGCACGCCUACGGAGGAUGCGCUUCUCAGAGCGAGUGGGUACCGUGGCCCGCGCCGGCCUGCUCACCGUCCCUCCGCCGCAGGGGCCGGAUCGGCUGUCCUUGGAGGCCGCACCCAGGGCAGUUCCCAGAGAAGCCUGGGAGAGCCGCUCAGAGCUGGGUCCACGCAUCCUUCCGGUGCACAGCCCUCCUCGGGUGAGCACCGUGACGCUGCGAUGACAAGCGCCCCUAAGAGCCGCCCUGGCCUCCAUCAAGGAAACAAUUCACAAGAACCAAGAGUCAGAUGAACUGUGACGCUUUACAGGAUCUCUGCUUUGUGGCAAGAAAUGACCCUAGAAACAGUUUGCAGGUGAAGGGCACUUAGAAAAGAACACAGAGGGUGUACAAUUAAUCCCUGAAUCACUGACCACCUCAUUUUAUGGAGGAAGAAACUGGAGCUCAGAGAGGCAACGUGACUUGCUCAGGGUCACACAUUAAGGCAGACCAGUGGCUUCUGACCGGCGGGACUCCAAGCUGAAUGUCUUUGCCUCCCACACCUUGGUUGGUGUCCACAAUGUGGUAUUUAUGGACUGAUUAGUGUAACUUUAUUUUCUUUUACAGUUUAUAUUUAUUUAUUUGAGAGAAAGUGAGAGAGAGAGAGAGCAUGAGCAGGGGGAGGGCCAGAGGGAGAGGGAGAGAAGCAGACUUCCCGCUGAGCAGGGGGCCCCAUGCAGGACUUGAUCCCAGGGGCCCGGGAUCAUGACCUGAGCCGAAGGAAGAUGCUUCACUGACUGAGCCUAACAGGCACCCCUGAUUAAUGUAACUUUCUACAAUAUUCUUUAAACAGGACAAUUUUAGAAGUGCCAACAUAGGGGCACCUGGGUGGCUCAGUCAGUUGAGCGCCUGCCUUCAGCUCAAGUCAUGAUCCUGCGGUCCUGAGUUCGAGUCCCGCACUGGGCUCCCCACUCAGUGGGGAGUCUGCUUCUCUCUCUCUGCCAUUCCACCCAUUUGUACUCUCUCGGUCUCUCUGUGAAAUAAAUAAAAUCUUUAAAAAAGUGACCACGUAAGAAGCUAUUAUUUCUGAUUCAGAGUGCUUGUGUCUCCCAGACCACCCCAUGGCCUCUCGGGAGAGCACCCUGUGUCGCACUGCUGGCUCCUAGGGCCUGGAAGGCAGGGGCCUGGACGGCAGGGAGACAGGUGGGAACUACGGCAGGGUUCCUUCUCUGUCCUGUUGCUCCCACAAAACACAUUCCCCUGCACAUGGGGGAGAGAUGAGCUGCUUUUUAAAUUAACACCAUGAAAAAGUAUCUUCUUUGUAAGUGGACAAGUACUCCAAGACACUAAGAUUCUUCCAGACUGUGAUGCUUUAAAGGAAUAGCUAUAUUGCCCACACCAUGAGCCACAGGGACUCUCACUCUGUCAGGCACUAGAUCUGGGAUGACACACACCUGCACACUCUCAGGAUGA
Ailuropoda melanoleuca (giant panda) is the source of this 4704-nucleotide messenger RNA. RefSeq names its product translation initiation factor IF-2-like. The transcript is spliced from 2 exons. NCBI's taxonomy places the organism in Eukaryota, Metazoa, Chordata, Mammalia, Carnivora, Ursidae. The coding region runs from base 2519 to 3457 and encodes 312 amino acids. The record is from RefSeq and is a predicted model, not a curated record.